CCCAACCGGGUCGAUGCAUCGUGGCGUACACGCAGUGUUGAAAGUCUUGUGCCGUCAGGCAAGUCCCAAAUUUUUGCCUGUCAAACAGUCCAUAAAGCCCAGAUUCUUCUCAAUGGAGAGCCCACAGCAAAGCCCGAGGACGUCCUACGAUAUCGUGGAAAGUGGAUCGCUUUAUUCAUCGGAUUACAAGCUCUAUUUUAAGGGCCCACACGGUGCAAUUUCUCCUUUCCAUGAUAUCCCACUCUACGCCAAUGCAGAAAAAAAUGAAUUUAAUAUGAUAGUCGAAGUGCCACGAUGGACAAAUGCAAAAAUGGAGAUUUCUACAUCAACAAUCUUGAACCCAAUCAAACAAGAUAUAAAAAAUGGUAAACCGCGAUUUGUAAAUAAUGUUUUCCCCCACCAUGGCUACAUAUGGAAUUAUGGAGCCCUUCCACAGACGUGGGAAGACCCUACCCAUACAGAUGCCAGCACGGGAGCUAAAGGAGACAAUGAUCCAUUAGAUGUUUGUGAAAUAGGUUAUAAGGUGCAUAAAAGAGGGGCAGUCAUCCGGGUAAAGGUUCUUGGAACAUUAGCAUUGAUUGAUGAAGGUGAAACAGAUUGGAAGUUAAUAGUUAUUGAUGUGACAGACCCUCUUGCCGCUGAAUUAGAAGAUAUUGAGGAUGUUGAGGUGAAAAUGCCAGGUUUUAUCAAAGCAACGCAUGAGUGGUUUAAAAUUUACAAGAUGCCAACAGGAAAGCCACCAAAUGAGUUCGCCUUCAAUGGAGAAGCUAAAAAUAGGGCAUUUGCUGAGAGAGUAAUAACUGAGACUCAUGAAUAUUGGCAGAAGUUAAUGUCAAAUCAAUCUGAACAUAAGGGAGAUCUGGCAUGUGAGAAUGUAUCUGUAGUUGGCUCUGAUUAUACAAUCCCACAUGAAGAAGCCGAUGCAAUAGUUUCAGGGGCUGAUGCAAGUGCGGAACCAUCUCCCAUUCCUGACACAGUGGAUAAAUGGUUUUACGUCGAACUGAAGGAUGAGAAAUAGAUUGGAACACUCUUUCCCUCCAAUAACUGAUGAAUGCUCAUAUCAGAGUUAAGAAAAAAACAAUGGUGAAAGUUUUAACUGAGUGCUGAUAUAUUGGUAUUGUGCGUCAGAAGUCACCAUACGUCACCCUUCUAUACCACGCUUGUCAUUCUUAAUGUUUCAGUAAGGAAGCUUUGACGAAGGAGUCUUCUGACGCACAAUACCAUAUAUAUCGGCGCGGCUGAACUGAUGCAUUCCACCACAAGAGAUACAGCUCAGAAAUCCCAGGGUCCCUGCAUAAGGGUCCUUGCUGGUCAAUUCAGAAGAAAAUUCUAUUAUCUGGUUCCACUAUUUCAUGUAGACUACAAUAACAAGGUUGUGCCUGGAAUCGACAACAUUGCUAACUUCAGCAGGAACCCUGGAUAUUCUGAUCUAGACCUACUCCGGUACUAAUGUAUGUUUGUUAAAGUACAUGUAUUAAAUUUGUUACAAUUCAAUUACAAUUGUUAGUUGAUUAGAAAUUCAGUUGCAAAUUACACUACCCGGUAGUUCAGUGCGUUUGAUGAUCCAGCCCCUUGAUCAAUCGGCUCAUUCCUUGUUAGAUUUUAGGAGAAUCUGUUGUUUAAGGGAAGGAAUAGAAUUAGAAUAGACAAGUCCUAGUAGUUGAUUAUACUUCCUGAGUUAGAUAUUUCUAGAAGAGGCUGCAAUUCAUAAAAUGUGAAUGAUGUCAAAACGGAAAGGUGCAAAACAACCUUUGAUCGUGAUAUCGAAUGAACUAAAGACAAUAAAAAAUGAUACAAAAAUUGUGUUGUAAUCAUAUUUCAAUUGUUUACUUGUGAAAUUCUAAUAUCAAAACCACUGUAACGUGUAUCACAUCUUAUGACAAAGUCAAAUUCUCUCAGUCGUCAGUUUGUUGCAUUUCAAAAAUAUAUUUUUCUAAAAUGUUUUCGACCCAGUGCAAAAGGUAUGCGGGUAUGAACCAUGAUCUGUGUAGUGGAAUAUAUUUUCCAUCUGUCAUCUUAAGUUAUUAAAGAUGUGAACAUUUUGAUUUUUUAACUGGUACACCUCUUGCUGAAAAAAGGAAGUUUGACUUGGGUGUCACUAAUGUCAUCAAUACACCAAAUGUGUCACACCGAUAGAUUGAGUCAAGCUACAUAGUGGUAGAGUCUGGAAACUGAUGCUUAUCUUAUUAAUUUGUUAUACAUAUCUUGUCCGACAAUGUAAUUGUUCUAACUUAUGUAGUCUUCAGGAAUAUAGCACUGAGAACCUAGUAGGUACGAGUAGGCCUAGUAUGAAGAAAUGUACAGGAUCAGAAUGUGCGGUGGAUCUACUUUAAUUUAAUGAUGCUUCACAUCAUUUUGGCUAAUGGGUGAUAUUUUCUGUGCGAGCCUGUACUUCAGAUGUCUUUCAGGAGAUGCAUAUACAUGUACAACCAAGUUCCAUCACACUCCGGAGCUUUCAGGGACUCGUGUUGUGAUUUAAAGUUAGAUGUGUAGUCUUCAAUCAGUCGUGGCAUCACGGCUCUUUAUAUACACUCCUCCUUGCUGUAACAUGUGGUUCUAGGAUUGUACUGCUUGGGUUUAGUCUGGGGGUUACAAAUUAGUUCUGCAAGUAUUGUUAACACUUUCUGUGCUGAGGGGAGGCUGUUUUUAAAAAUGUCAAGAUGCAUGUACUCUCAUCUUGAUUCCUUCCAGUACAAAUUCGAGGUACGAGAUCCAGAGCUACCAUGUUGUGCAUCAUUUCCAUUUUGGACAUUCGUUAUCUUGAUAGAAUCUUUGCAGAUACGUUAACUGACAAUUUUAUUUAGAAGCAUAAAUA
Molecule: messenger RNA, 2815 nt
Organism: Lineus longissimus
Lineage: Eukaryota; Metazoa; Nemertea; Pilidiophora; Heteronemertea; Lineidae
Exons: 10
Coding region: 14-1018 (334 amino acids)
Biological process (GO): phosphate-containing compound metabolic process
Cellular component (GO): cytoplasm
Molecular function (GO): inorganic diphosphate phosphatase activity; magnesium ion binding
Source: RefSeq, a predicted model, not a curated record